GCUGCGCUAGGCUGAGCAGAGAGCUGGCCGCUGGGCGCGCGAACCUGGCCAUUCAGCCACCGCUGUCCCCGCUGUCCCCGCUGUCCCUGCCGCGCGCCCUCGCGCCUCUGUCUGAGAAGACACGCGCUGUUUCUCCACGCCCAAGAAAAGAUGGCAAAGGUGGCUAAGGACCUCAACCCAGGAGUGCAAAAGAUGUCCCUGGGCCAGCAGCAGUCAGCAAGAGGUGUGGCUUGUCUGAGAUGCAAAGGGAUGUGUACGGGCUUCGAGCCACAUUCGUGGAGGAAAAUAUGCAAGUCAUGCAAAUGCAGCCAGGAGGACCACUGCCUCAGCUCCGACCUAGAAGAUGACCGGAAAAUUGGCCGCUUGUUGAUGGGCUCCAGGUACUGCACCCUCACAGCCCGGGUGAAAGGCGGGGACGGCAUCCGGAUUUACAAGAGGAACCGCAUGAUCAUGACUAACCCCAUUGCUACUGGCAAAGACCCCACCUUUGAUACCGUCACCUACGAGUGGGCUCCCCCGGGCGUCACCCAGAAACUGGGCCUGCAGUACAUGGAGUUGAUCCCCAAGGAGAAGCAGCCAGUGACAGGCACCGAGGGCGCCUUCUACCGCCGGCACCAGCUCAUGCGUCAGCUCCCCAUCUACGACCAGGACCCCUCUCGCUGCCGUGGACUUUUGGAGACCGAGCUGAAGGCCAUGGAAGAAUUUGUCAAGCAGUACAAGAGCGAGGCCCUCGGGGUGGGCGAAGUGGCUCUCCCGGGCCAGGGCGGCCUGCCCAAGGAGGAGGGGAAACCACAGGAAAAGCUGGAGGGUGCAGAGACCACUGCCCCGACCACCAAUGGCAGCCUGGGAGAGCCAUCCAAGGAAGUGGAGUCUGUGAGCUCUGCAAGGGAGUGGUCCCAGCCGACAGCCCUGUGGUCUACUCGGACCGGGCCGGGUACAGCAAGCAGUGGCACCCCGCCUGCUUCGUGUGUGCCAAGUGCUCCGAGCCCCUGGUGGACCUCAUCUACUUCUGGAAAGAUGGCGCACCCUGGUGUGGCCGCCACUACUGUGAGAGCCUGCGACCCCGGUGCUCGGGCUGUGAUGAGAUCAUAUUCUCGGAGGACUACCAGCGCGUGGAGGACCUGGCCUGGCACCGGAAGCACUUCGUGUGUGAGGGCUGCGAGCAACUGCUGAGUGGCCGGGCCUACAUUGUCACCAAGGGCCAGCUCCUGUGCCCAACUUGCAGCAAGUCCAGACGCUCCUGAAGUGCUGCCCACCCCCAGCCAGGGUUCCCUGGACCGCACCAGGACACCGAGGCCAUCCUGAGGCUGAGGCAACAGCCAGCAGGCAACAGAAACAAGAGUUUCCUCCCAGCGGGAAUGUGUGCAUCCAUCCUAAGUGGAGUGGUGGUGGAUCCUGGAGGGUCAGUGGUUUAAUACCAAGAAAUAUUCUGAGAAGUUGUAGGAUGGAGUUAUUUGUGGUGGCUUCCCUGCUACAACCAACUAAAGACACCACUGGCAUCCUACAAGGGAGCCAGAAGGAAUGUCCCAUGAUGCAAUUCUGAGGGAGCCAAUCCCGUAGCUAUAGGAUGGUGGACACGGGAGCCCCUCCAGGGCAGGCUGGGAUCUUGACUCUCACUUGUUGCCUCUUUUUCCAGUGGAAUUUGAAUUUUAAAUAAACAACUUUUUGGCAUGAUAAAUGCAUCAAUAAAAGUUUCAUGAAAUCCACACACAACUUUAUCAUAUCAUUUACACUAUGACAGCUGAUUUUGAACCUUGUAACCCUGGAGUCUGGUGCUGGCAGGAAGUGCUGUCUCCUCAGACUUCCAUGGGAUAUAGCUUCUUGGGGUAGAAAGCCCCCUUCUCCCCCCACCCCCACAAUGCUCCCAGGUCACUGACAGAAACGCGUGUCCUCGCCUCACCGUGUCCCACAAGUGGCUUCUGGGAGCUGAGGAUCUUUUGAGUCACAGAUCUGACUCAGCUGCCCUCCGGGUCUAGGCUGGGAAUGAGACCAGGUAGAGUGUGGGGGAACUGCCAAGGCCACCAGAGCUCAACCAAGGAGUGCCACAUGGGACAGGGCGACCAGUGUGCACAGACCAUUAUGAAUACA
This is a messenger RNA of Castor canadensis (American beaver), 2088 nucleotides long. It is a transcript of the gene Lmcd1, whose product is annotated as LIM and cysteine rich domains 1. The record is from RefSeq and is a predicted model, not a curated record. Lineage: Eukaryota; Metazoa; Chordata; Mammalia; Rodentia; Castoridae. Gene Ontology annotation, molecular function: transcription corepressor activity; zinc ion binding. Gene Ontology annotation, cellular component: nucleus.